Messenger RNA from Aegilops tauschii subsp. strangulata, 2227 nucleotides. Its product is annotated as flavin-containing monooxygenase FMO GS-OX-like 4. NCBI's taxonomy places the organism in Eukaryota, Viridiplantae, Streptophyta, Magnoliopsida, Poales, Poaceae. The record is from RefSeq and is a predicted model, not a curated record. Gene Ontology annotation, molecular function: N,N-dimethylaniline monooxygenase activity; NADP binding; flavin adenine dinucleotide binding.
CUAAAGAUUGACGCGCGAAUGGAGGAAAAUGGCCAGCUCGAUCAACUGCUCCACAUGAAAAAGACGACACACGCGACGACGAGAGAGCAUGCCAGCCGAGACUUGGAGACUUUUCCUCCUCCGAUGGCAUCGUCGCGCGUCGCCGUGAUCGGCGCGGGGGCGGCCGGCCUGGUGGCGGCGCGGGAGCUGCGGCGCGAGGGCCACUCCCCCGUCGUCUUCGAGCGCGCAGCCGGCGUGGGCGGCACCUGGCGCUACGACGACGCGGCGUCGGCGGACCCGCUCGGCGCCGGGGGCGUCCACGGUAGCCUCUACGCGUCCCUCCGCACCAACCUGCCCCGCGAGUCCAUGGGCUUCCUCGACUUCCCCUUCGUCGCCGAUGAGGGCUCCGUUGACCCGCGCAGGUUCCCCGGGCACCAGGAGGUGCUACGGUACCUCGAGGCGUUCGCGCGGCGCUUCGAUCUCCUCGGGCUGGUCCGGCUCGAGACUGAGGUGGUCGGCGUCCGCCGCAGGGUCGACGGCGCGGGCGCGGGCGUGGCGGGCUGGACGGUCUCCUACUGCUCGAGGAAGCUCGCCGGCGGGGAACUACAGGAGGAGGAGCAAUCGGAGGUGUUCGACGCCGUCGUCGUCUGCAACGGCCACUUCGCCGAGCCCCGUCUCGCCGAGAUCGCCGGCAUAGACGGUUGGCCGGGGAAGCAACUGCACAGCCACAGCUACCGUGUGCCCGACCAGUUCCACGGCCAAGUCGUAGUGGUGAUAGGAUACCACCCCAGCGGGAUGGACAUCUCGAGGGACAUUGCUGGUGUCGCCAAAGAGGUCCACGUUGCUAUCCGAUCGGCGCCCUGUGGAAUGCAGAGCACUACUGCCCAUGCCAAUCUGUGGCUACAUCCCAUGAUCGAAUGUGCCGAGGAAGAUGGCAGCGUGGUGUUCCAGGAUGGCAGUCGGGUCAAGGCGGACUCAGUCGUGCACUGCACAGGGUACAAGUACAGGUUCCCGUUCCUGGAGGAGGAUGGUAUGGUGAGCGUGGACGACAACCGCGUGGGUCCGCUUUACAAGCACGUGUUCCCGCCACAGAUGGCCCCUCACAUCUCCUUCAUUGGAUUACCAUUCAAGUCGAUCCUUUUUCCAGUGUUCCGGCUCCAGAGCAACUGGGUGGCGGGAGCACUGUCAGGAAGGAUCGAGCUCCCGUCACCGGAGGAGAUGAUGCUGGAUGUCAUGGCAUUUUACUCCGACAUGGAAGCCCGCGGAUGGCCCAAAAGAUUCACACACAACCUGGGAGUGGAAGCAUGGACGUUUGAGUAUGAGGACUGGCUGGCGGAGCAGUGCGGGCUGGACAAGAUGGAAGAGUGGAGGAGGGUGAUAUACGUUGCGGCCAGAGCGAGGGUGUCGGUCCGGCUGGAGAGCUACCGCGACGAGUGGGACGACGACCAACUGCUGGCCCAAGCACACAACGAUUUAUCUAAGUAUCUCUGAUGUCGCCUCAUCGACCGCUACGGUUUAGCUUCUGUUGGCUUCUCGUCCCUUCGGGGACAUGCGAUAAAAGAGAUUAGAUGAACUUGCGGAGAAAUAACUAAAAUCUAAAGAAAGGGCUUUAAAAAGAGUGAACUAGCCACGACAGAGUAAUAUUCUAUCACUAGACCAUUGGUGCUUCAAAGAGCAUUUGAUUUGAAAAUAGUACAUGAUUCUAUGAAUAUUUUUACUCCUAACACUACUGUUUUGCGGGGAUACUCCUGACACAGUUAGUAGACCAAAUUGACAAAAAUGUCACAUUAGGAACAAAUUGUGUUUGGUUUGAGUCCUGCAAAAAAUAAAAUAAAAAAUAGCCCAUCCGAAAUUUUGACAUCACCAAAGCAAAAUCAUGAACAGAAUUUGGCAAGUCAUUGUUAGUAGGAUUACAGCUAUCGUACCUAGCAAAAUUGCUAGACCUUCAUUUGGUUUGCACCCAACCAAAUUCAUAAACACUUGAUUCCUUUUCAGUAUUCAUGAUGAGCCAACAGCCAACACGAUUUAAAAAUACUUAGUCCACUACAAUAUGACAAAACACACGGAGUGGGUGUGUAAAAAGUACUUCCUCUGUAAGCAAAUAUGAGACGUUUUAGGUCAAUACUUAGUGAUCUAAAAUGUCAUAUAUGCGUUUAAGGAGGGAGUACAUAUUUUAUUUACUGUACUAACUGCUAUAAAGCUAGUUAUUUACUGUACUAACCGCUUUACAACACCGAACAAUAUUAAG